Messenger RNA from Aspergillus ochraceoroseus IBT 24754, 2181 nucleotides. RefSeq names its product SET domain-containing protein. NCBI's taxonomy places the organism in Eukaryota, Fungi, Ascomycota, Eurotiomycetes, Eurotiales, Aspergillaceae. Gene Ontology annotation, molecular function: protein binding; histone H4K20 methyltransferase activity. The record is from RefSeq and is a predicted model, not a curated record. Bases 1 to 1893 code for a protein of 630 amino acids. Gene Ontology annotation, cellular component: nucleus. The transcript is spliced from 2 exons.
AUGCCGUCCUCGAAGGCGCGAUCUAGUCCCUCUGUGGACCGGCGCGACCGUCUGACGCUCGCAAAACUGGCCAGCUAUGACGAUGUCGCGACGGAUGCGCUGGUUGAUCGUGCCUAUUUCUGGACAAACACCCGCAAGAACAGAACGAAAUACAUCCCCGUCCGCGGCGUGAUCGAGGAUAGUGUGGCCCACAUUCUGCUGCACGAGGUCAUUGUCGCUAAGGAUGCAGCAAAGGCUGAACGUGAACUGCUGGCAAUGUCUGGGCUGAAGAAAUACUUGGCAAAACUUCCCAAUGACCGGGAGAAGAACUGGUUCCGUCGCCACCUACGCAAGUACAUUCAGAUGUAUCUCCCGGACUCCCCGUUCGAAGUCACGACCACCAACCGCUACACGAUCACGGAACACGAGGCUGCAAUCUGCGCCCGCAAAUUCAUCAAGCAAGGCCAGGAGAUCAAGUAUCUGAGUGGUACUUUGGUGCCGAUGACCCGGGAAGAGGAGCAGGAUUUGGAUCUAAAGAGAAAGGAUUUCAGCAUCGUCAUGUCAAGUCGCAGGAGAACGCCCUCAUUCUUUCUGGGCCCGGCACGCUUCGCCAAUCAUGACUGCAACGCUAAUGGCCGACUGGUAACCAGAGGAUCAGAAGGAAUGCAGGUUGUGGCUACGCGAGACAUCUAUAUCGGGGAAGAAAUUACCGUUUCAUACGGCGAGGACUACUUUGGCCUUGACAAUUGUGAAUGCCUUUGUCUUACGUGUGAGCGUGCUGUUCGUAACGGCUGGACAUCCCAGGUUCAUUCCGACCAGCCCAGCAAAGCGUCUACUCCUGCGCUGAACGAAGAUGUCGCAACGCUAGAGAGUCUGACUUCCCCAAAGAAACGCAAAGAUACCGCAGACACAGACUCGGAUAUUUCCCCGGCGUCCACCCCUCAAAAGAGGUCAAAGUUUAGCCGGCAGAGCUCCAAGUUGCGGUCUGAACUCUCUCUUACUGAGGUUGCUGUUUCAAUUGAGUCGGGGCCCGGCUCGAAUCCGAGCACCAACCUUCCGGUCGAAAUCCCCCCGGGGCCCAAUGAUACAACACCUGGUGUGACGGUCAAUUCUACAGUCGACGAGGAGAGUGACUUGGUUGGGGAUCUCCAUGCUCUAGCUUCUCCUGGUAGGGAUAGCGAAUCUCUCAUUUCCCUUACCGCGGACGAAUCUCAACGUUCAUCAACAUCCAGCGCAGUGACCUCGGUGUCUGAUGCGGGGGUCGACGUCAAGGUUGAAGAUACCAUCGAAACCAUCACACAAGAAUGCACGCCCGCAGCCUCCACUCCCCAGCUGUCAGAGGGUGAACAACGCAUGGAAAGCUGCGACGCUGGUACUCCAGUCUCUCUCCAGCUCGAAGACAAACUUGAGGCUGUUGAAGAAGGGAAGAGGUCGAGGAAUUCCCCAAGAAAACAACGAGUCUCUCUAUCGGUAGAGCCUGAAUCGCAACUUACCCGCGUCCCCGGAGACUACACCAAGACUCCCAGGCUUCUGGCGCAAUCAUACGACCGAUGGGUAGACUGCCACACUUGCAACGCAUGGUUCGUGCAACAGAACUCGUACCUCACUCGAAGGGAAUGUCCUCGCUGUGAGCGCCAUUCGAUGCUGUACGGGUUUCGCUGGCCCAAGACCGACAAAGAAGGUGCAAGCGACGACGAAGAACGCGUGAUGGACCAUCGUACUAUCCACCGAUUCCUGUACCCGGAAGAAGAGGCUCUCGUCUCCCGCAAGGAUCGUGGAGUCAGCUUCGGCAUCACCCCUACUCCGGAAUUAUCCGAUGCACGCACCGAAACAGAAGGUAGCGAGGCAGGCGACGAUCGACGCAACACCCGAGCCAGUAGAACGCGCACUCGAUCUCUCAGAAUGACCAUGUAACCGCACGACAGACAUGUUUCGACAGACUGGGAUCUCAAUACCGUUUUAGAUGUGGAGUUUUCGAGCGAUAUUCAGGUGGUCAAAUUAUUCCCCGUUGUAACUGGUGUUCAUCAUGGUUGGGAGUUGGAUGAUUCGAUUAAGAGCAUGGAUAUGGAGUUUAUUCAUUUGGGUCGAAUUUUCCUAAUAUGUUUUUUUUUUUUUUUUAUUAUCUCUGUCCCCCGGGGAUAUUUUAUUUUACCUCUUUCUUCUUCUUCUUCUUCUUCUUUUUCUUUUUCUACUGGGAUACAU